This is a messenger RNA of Ciona intestinalis (vase tunicate), 1608 nucleotides long. Its product is annotated as procathepsin L. Gene Ontology annotation, biological process: proteolysis. Lineage: Eukaryota; Metazoa; Chordata; Ascidiacea; Phlebobranchia; Cionidae. The record is from RefSeq and is a predicted model, not a curated record. Gene Ontology annotation, molecular function: cysteine-type peptidase activity.
GCUGGUUGGUUCUGUUUUUGUUUUUUAAAUCGCUGAUUCAUGAUUUUCAAUGAUAUAAAUUCAACUUUAAAAAAUGAUUAUAAUUUAGUCUUACCGAUUCGUGUGUGGACGUGCAGGGUGUAUAGGCAUUUUUAUUUUAUAUUUUAAAACAAGUCAACGCAUAAUGAAAGUCACCGUGUUACUUGCCGUCGUAUUGUUUGCUGGCUGUUGUAGUGCGAUGCAAUUGAACCAACAGCACGUAAGUUUGUUCCAAACAUGGAAAAACCUCUGGAAGAAAGUCUACCAAACUGUGGAAGAAGAAGAACAAAAGAUGGCAACUUGGUUCAACAACUGGAACAAAAUUUCCGAACAUAACAUGCAAUACUCGUUGAAACAAAAGUCAUACCGCCUUGAAAUGAACGAAUACGGAGAUUUGACCAGCGAAGAGUUCAGUUCAAUGAUGAAUGGUUAUCGUAACGACAUCAGGCUUAAGAGGAAGUCAACUGGUGGAAGUACUUACUUGAAUCUGCUUUCAUUUGGUUCACAAAUACAACUUCCUACCUUGGUAGACUGGAGGAAACAUGGCCUUGUUACUCCUGUUAAGAACCAGGGACAAUGUGGAUCCUGCUGGUCAUUCAGUGCUACUGGUUCUCUAGAAGGACAACACAAGAAAAAAACAGGAAAACUUGUGAGCCUGAGUGAGCAAAACUUGAUUGAUUGCAGCACUCCCGAGGGCAAUGAUGGUUGUAAUGGUGGUCUGAUGGAUCAAGCUUUCAAAUACAUUAAAAUACAAGGAGGAAUUGAUACAGAAGCAUAUUAUCCAUAUGAGGCCAAGGACGAUACAUGCCGGUUUAACAUCACCGAUAGUGGGGCAACAGACACUGGAUUCGUUGAUAUCAAGUCUGGUGAUGAAGAAAUGUUGAAGGAAGCAGCAGCAACUGUUGGACCAAUCUCUGUGGCCAUUGAUGCCAGUCAUACCUCAUUCCAAUUUUAUAGCAAUGGUGUAUACAGUGAAACUGCAUGCAGUAGCACAAUGCUUGACCAUGGUGUAUUAGUGGUUGGUUAUGGAACAGAAAAUGGAAAAGACUACUGGCUGGUUAAGAACAGCUGGGGCGAGGGUUGGGGUGAAGCUGGCUACAUUAAGAUGUCACGUAACGCAGACAACCAAUGUGGUAUUGCUACACAAGCCAGUUAUCCUCUUGUUUAAUUCCAAGUCCAUGGCAUAUAUUUUAAUGUGUGUGGUUUUAAGAUAAUUCUUUCGCCUAUAUAUUGUGGUUGUACACCUUUUGUCAUUUUAUUAGUUUGCUAAAGGCAUGAAAGUGUUCUUUAAGCUACUGUAGAAAUAUAUUCAAUUCAUUGGUUUUUAUUAUUUUAAACAUGCAUUUCAACAAGUUACUCUCACAAUGUGUUUAAAUUACUAAGCAUACACAGACUUCUUUUUAACGUUUUUAAACUGAUUUGAUGUCUUGAAAUCUCUUUGCACUUGCAAGCUUUUUUUAUUCAGUUUUUAAUCAAAACUCACUGCUUGGGGAUCUGUGUUAUUGCUAACUGUGCAAACAUUACUAACCAAAGUGUGAAUGUACAAACUUAUUUACAAAGUCGAAAAUAAAUCACCAAUUUAAUUGCAAA